AUGGCUCACAUCGCCAAAUCUUUCUACGACCUCAGUGCUACCAGCCUGGAAGGGGAGAAGAUAGAUUUCAACACUUUUCGAGGACGAGCAGUACUCAUCGAGAAUGUGGCCUCGCUCUGAGGCACGACCACCCGGGACUACACCCAGCUCAAUGAGCUGCAGUGCCGCUUCCCGAGGCGCCUUGUAAUACUUGGCUUCCCCUGCAACCAGUUCGGGCAUCAGGAAAACUGUCAGAAUGAAGAGAUCCUGAACAGUCUCAAGUACGUCCGCCCUGGAGGUGGCUUCCAGCCCAACUUUAUCCUUGUCCAGAAGUGUGAAGUGAAUGGGCAGAAUGAGCAUCCUGUCUUUGCCUACCUGAAGGAUAAACUCCCCUACCCUGAUGACGACCCAUUCUCCCUCAUGACAGACCCCAAGCUCAUCAUCUGGAGUCCUGUACGUCGCUCAGAUGUUUCUUGGAACUUUGAGAAGUUCCUAGUGGGCCCUGAGGGUGAACCCUUUCGCCGAUAUAGCCGAUCUUUCCCCACCAUCAAUAUCGAACCAGACAUCAGGCGUCUCCUCAAAGUUGCCAUAUAGAUGAGCCGUUCAGCAUACAUCCUCAUCUCCCCUACUGCAGUCGCAGAGUUCUCUUUUCCAGGGUCUAGCGUCCCUCCCAAGGCCUGCUGGACGCAAGAGAUGCCCAAGAUCAAUACCAUUCUUUGAACAUUCUUUCC
This is a messenger RNA of Trichosurus vulpecula (common brushtail), 710 nucleotides long. It is a transcript of the gene GPX2, whose product is annotated as glutathione peroxidase 2. Gene Ontology annotation, biological process: response to oxidative stress. Gene Ontology annotation, molecular function: glutathione peroxidase activity. The transcript is spliced from 2 exons. The record is from RefSeq and is a predicted model, not a curated record. Lineage: Eukaryota; Metazoa; Chordata; Mammalia; Diprotodontia; Phalangeridae.